Molecule: messenger RNA, 1533 nt
Organism: Meira miltonrushii
Lineage: Eukaryota; Fungi; Basidiomycota; Exobasidiomycetes; Exobasidiales; Brachybasidiaceae
Exons: 1
Coding region: 1-1533 (510 amino acids)
Source: RefSeq, a predicted model, not a curated record
AUGGAUGGUCAUGUCAAUAUGCCUGCUUCAUCAAUGCAUCGUACUUCGUCUGCUGAACGAAUUGCUGCCGAAAGUCUACCAGAUCGAAGGGCAAGCGAACCGGCAAAAGUGUUUAUGAAACCAUUGCGUACGAACGCAGUACGAAGGCACACAGAGAUGGAACUUUCACCUGCUGACAAAGAUGCGAUCGAAGUGGAAAAUUAUAAACGACAAUUAGCAGUGAUGGGCAUCGCAGAAGCACCAUCAUUCGUACCAAAAGCCACUCGAUCACAAUUGAUCAGCCGAGGCAGCAGUGCAGGACAAAGCAGUAACAGUGGCAGAGGAAGUAGCGGUGGCAGUAAUCCUGCUCCUCCUCCAUUCGGCAGCACCUCAAAAACAAACCUGUUCUCAUUCUUCAAAAGUUGUUCGACUAGAUGGAGCCAGCGUCGACCUACAACCAUACCUUCGAGUGAUGAUAGCGAUGAUAAUGUAUCCUAUAACACAACAAAUCCUUUCCAAAAUGAUACCUUGCCAGCAAAACGAGACGAUCUCGUUGUCAUACCACCAAAAGGAAGACUAUGGCUCGAUUCAGGAGCGGAGAGAGCACGCAUGGAAGCGCAUGAUCUGCCAUCACCUUUCAGUUUCAAUUCUCCCAAUAUGUAUUCUACUUCGGGAGCAGAAAGUCGUGGCUCAAGUAUACGAUCACCACCAUCUUCCGUCGGCAGUUCGCGCAAGAGUGCCAAUGCAAAACAACUGAUCCUCGAAAGAGCGACAGAAGCAGGUGAAAAUCUUGCCAGUAGGCCAUAUCUGACCAGUUCCAGGAGAUUCAGUACGAGUGCCGCUCUUCCUACUCUUGCAUCAAAUGGAAUUCAUUCAACAAAUGCACAAAUACGAGAAAAGAAUUCUCGAAGCUCAUUCUUGCCUUCGCCUGCAAUCAUUUCUCCAACAAACUUGUCGGAUAAAAGUGCGAUAGAUUUUGAUGAAAUGCAAAGAUCUUUACGUACGACGAUGGGAGCUGCAGAAAGACGGCAACGUUCGCAAGCACGACCAAAAACUACGCCUAAUCCGUCUCGCACCAUAGCACAUUCGGCUAGAGCUGGUAGGAUUGAUGAAGUGUCUGAUACGAAUCCUGAAGAUUUAGUGAAUGCAUUCAGACAAGCAGUGGAUGAAGAUGUUAAUCGAACGCAAAAGACACACACUCCCGUGUCUCCGCUAGGCACACGUUCACCACCUCCUUUUGGUCAUUCGGUUGAUCAUUCAAGAAAUCUUCGCCCACGAACAUCACGCGGAAGCUUAUUGUCAUCGGAUGGAGGGACAGCAAGAUUUGGUUCUGUACGUGAGGGAAGCGUUUCUGAACGGCCCAGAACACGAACGGGAGAUGGUGGUUCAGUGAAACCUUUUGGAUUUGGUGUGGUGUCGAAUGGUACGAGAAACAUGCAAAAUACUGGAGAGCAAGGCUCCGAAGCGGAAAAUGAUCUGGAGAAGAACAGUGAAUCGCUUGAACAUCCUUUAGAGCGUAUCACAACUCGUAGUACCGUGGAAGACUUGAUGUAG